Molecule: messenger RNA, 1942 nt
Organism: Zychaea mexicana
Lineage: Eukaryota; Fungi; Mucoromycota; Mucoromycetes; Mucorales; Lichtheimiaceae
Exons: 4
Coding region: 472-1707 (411 amino acids)
Cellular component (GO): membrane
Molecular function (GO): GTP binding
Source: RefSeq, a predicted model, not a curated record
GAGAGAUUCAAGUAGGCCUACUAGUAGACUAUAUCUGUGGAAGCACACGAGCAAAUCGCAGUGUUGAGGCUUGUUAUAUAUACAUAACAUUCUCCAAGGACACCAAACUGACAGUCUUGUUAAUGCUAACUAGGUUUGAUGUCAACGAGCAUUAUUAAAAGUGCCUUGAUUGUGUGUGACUACACGAUUUAGACAAAGUGUAAUGAUCUAGACAUGUGCGUGCGUCGAGCAAACCAUGACUGUAACGGAAAGAGGGGCGGUAUCAAUGCAAUCGGGCCCGGGAGAUCUGUGCCCACGGGUGAACACCCAGGUAAAAAGCAAUUGUGUUACUAUAAAUGCGCGGCAAAGGCCAACAGUUUUCAGGCACCCCCUCUUUUUCCUGUAAAUAUCUCUAACACUUUUGCUUUUGCACUAAUACACACAUACACACACACAUCAUAGCAACAUUUGAUACAAAAAGAAAAUAAAAGAAUGGGGUCCAGCCAGUCGAGUAGUAUCGGCAGUAGUCAUAGUAUUAGCAUCCACGACGACGACGACAACGACAACAACCAAAGCGUCCGAAUCAGCGGUACUUGUAAAAACAGCAAUACCUCUUCAACCUACAACACUGUGACAGCAGAUCGACUAUGGAUCAUUGAGAACGCCAAAAAGGGAGCCCAAGCUAUUGGCGUGACGCUCAUGUCGCCGUUCGUAGUGAUAGCAUGUCCCAUUAUCGGCGCAUACGAGUUUGGCACAGCAUUGGACCAAGAGUUAUUGACCGGCUCUUGCAUCGUCGAUGGGACCCUCGGGUUUUUGCUUGGUGUCAUCGCAUCACCGAUCGCUCCGUUUCUUGUCAUGUGGCAGCAAAUGGAGGUUUUGUUUGGCACGACUACUCGGCCGCCACCGCUCUUGCCCUCUGUCGAGUAUCGCGACCAUGCGCGCCAAUCGAUGGGCUUGGACAGUGACAACUAUUAUAAUGUGGCUAUUGUCGGUUGCCCUGGAACCGGGAAAUCAGCAUUACUCAAUGGGCUACUCGGAUACAAAGAGGGUCAUGCCGAUGCCGCUCCGGUCCGUGAAGCCGCCGACAUCAGCAACACUACAACAACAGUAAACGCGCAUGGUGCUCGUUCUAAUAGCGGUGAUAAGUCACGAGGGUACAAGCACCCAUUACUGCACUCGCUCAUGCUUUGGGACAUGCCCAGUGUCAACUGCGGCAGCGCAAAGCAAUAUUUUCACAGACAUUGUCUGGGUGCAUUUGAUGCGUUAGUGAUUGUUUCUGCCGAACGACUCAUGGCCACCGAUAUCAAAUUGGCGAGACGCGCAAUAGACUAUGAUGUACCUGUGUUUUUCGUUCGAAACAAAGCUGAUGCGGCAAUCGCUUCCAAGAUCCGAAAGAUGUCCAUAUCAAAUAAGAAUGCUUCGAAAAAGUCACCUGCCGAGAAAUGGGCUUCGGCAGUGGCACAAUUGACGGAAGAGGUUGACAGGACCUAUUGCCGAACCAUGCGCAACUUUGGAUUUGGUACAGAAACGCUCUAUAUCAUCUCGGCGUGGGCACUACAGGACUUUGUGAUUGCAUUAAAGGAUCACAAGCCAACAGCCGAGCUGCGCUUGAUCCAUGAAAAGCUGCUGAUAAUCAAUUUGCUUGACGCUAUCGCAGAACACCGUCGGAAAUGCAUCACGACCCAUGCGGAGCAGGAACAUGUCGAUCCCAUGACGUUACCGGUGUAAUAAUAAUAAUAAUUAAAGAAUAACUUCAAAUGACCAGCAUUGCCGUUGGCUGUGUUAUUUUGAUUUUCUCAGUCUUGGAUAUUGGCUAUAUGGUUUCUUUUGGUUUUUCGGUGCUGUUGCGUGAUGCUUGUGAGUGCGUGUGAAGAGAGAGAGAGAGAGAGAGAGAGAGAGAGAGAGUACAAAUACAAUAGGGCGGAAGUAAGGGUGGGUGGGUGAAAGGGGCUCCCUUUGGUGG